This is a messenger RNA of Peniophora sp. CBMAI 1063, 1506 nucleotides long. NCBI's taxonomy places the organism in Eukaryota, Fungi, Basidiomycota, Agaricomycetes, Russulales, Peniophoraceae. The record is from the annotation of a GenBank genome assembly.
AUGUGGCUAGCUAUUUCGUCGCAACAACAGCUGCCGCCGCUGCUUGAAAAGCUGGCAAGUGUAGCGUCGCGAUUUCGCACGCUCGAAGUUCGGGUGAAUUGUGCUUCGUUACGAGACGCUACGCGAGUGACCAACUUCCUACGAGUGCUCCGACAGGAUCCACUGCCAAGUCUGGAUACCGUGUCCUUAGAGCUCAGGCCGCCCAGCGUCUGGGUUCUACCUGACGAUCUGUCUGCGUUAGCUGCGAGGAACAAUGAGCCUCCGUGCAAGGCCCCCGCAUUGCGCCUACUACGGAUGCGUCACACCUUCGUGCCGUUCCUCGCCCCCAAUCUUCACUAUCUCGACAUCCGGGAUUGCGCGAGCUUCACUAUUCAUGAUCUCUUCCUCGUCCUUCGGAACGUACCCGAACUUCGCUAUUUACGAUGGCAGAGGCGCAAUGCCCCUAACACGUGGGAUCUCCCUAUCCUGGCUGAGGACAUUGAGCAGCCUCCCAAACCCGUCACCCUUCCUCAUCUUGACUCUAUUCACCUCCCUCACCUCCGCUCCUUCGAUGUGACCGAUGGGCCCUCGCAGUUGAGUCUGUUUGCCCAGACAAUCUCCUCACCGCCGGUCCGCUGGACUCGUCAACGGCCGCCCAAUCCUCCCACGAUUAACUUCGCACCUAUCCAGACCAUCACACGAGAUGUUGUCGAGGACAUAGCACGCGCAAGCGCCCACUUCAUCUCUAGAUUGGUGCCCGUUUCGGCAUCUGGGUCUGUCGCGCUCACCAUCCCGUCCUCCACGUAUAGGGUCUAUCAUCUCCUGCUCAGCGAGGGGUGGGAUCCGGCCUCGCGGAAGUUACAUUCUGUUCCUUGCACGAUCUUUGGCCUAGGCUGCUAUAUCGAUAGAGCUUGGGCCUCGCCUCUCGCUGCGCUCGUCAAAGGAGUCGUCGCUCCCUUCGCAUCCGACAUACGCUCUCUCUAUGUUACUGGCGAUAUCUUGUAUGAUCCAAUGGAAAGAGACUAUCCUCUCGAGCACACGCAGUGUACCUUGAGUGAAUCAUUUUCCACCCUUCUGAAUAUUUCCGAGCUGUACCUCGCUAGCGAAGCAACAGGCCUUCUUGAGGUCUUGCGUCGUCCGGCGUCGUCCAGCGGGGGCACUGGUGUUAUAUUCCCUCUCUUGGACACCAUCAUCCUAGAUCAUACCGAUCGUCACUGUGAAUGGCCUCGAGGAACCUCGCAGACAGAAAACGUGGGCGUGUUAUACUCAAGAGCUCCACCAUACAAACACCUUGCUGGGGUGUGGUGGGAUGCGUUCUGCGCCAUGCUCGCGGAUCGGGUCGCGCUGGGUCACAAGUUGCGGCGGUUGAUCCUGCGUGGCCGUACGUGCCAUGUUCGGAGGGAUGAAGGAGAACGAGCCUAUCUCGAGCCUCUUUGGCAGCUGCAAGAGUUGUCUGAGUGGGUGGAUGAAGUUGUAGAUGAGAGAGAUGCAUGUGGGAUGAAGGAUGGGCGCGAUAAUCCCUACUAG